Mycotypha africana is the source of this 393-nucleotide messenger RNA. Its product is annotated as Flavinator of succinate dehydrogenase-domain-containing protein. The annotation marks the transcript as partial. NCBI's taxonomy places the organism in Eukaryota, Fungi, Mucoromycota, Mucoromycetes, Mucorales, Mycotyphaceae. The record is from RefSeq and is a predicted model, not a curated record. The transcript has a single exon. Gene Ontology annotation, cellular component: mitochondrion. Gene Ontology annotation, biological process: tricarboxylic acid cycle; mitochondrial respiratory chain complex II assembly; mitochondrial electron transport, succinate to ubiquinone.
GACGAUGGCGAUCCCUAUCCCCAUCUUGCCAUUCGUCACUCAGCCGAAGCAGCGAUAGAUAGUUCCUACCCUAAUCUGCCCCCGAUUGCCCGAACUGGCGAAGAGACUGAACAAAAACGCCGUAGACUGACGUAUCAAAGCCGAAAACGAGGCAUUCUAGAAACAGAUUUGUUACUGUCCACUUUUGCUAAAGUCUGGCUCCCUCAAUUUGACCGUGCUGCUUUAGACGAAUAUGACCAAUUAUUAGAUGAACCAGACUGGGAUAUAUUUUACUGGGCUACGAACAUGAAGCCUAUUCCUGAACGUUGGCGUCAUUCCAAGAUACUGCAGAUGGUAUCUCAACAUGCGAAAAACGAGGAAAAGAAGGUGCUUCGCAUGCCUGACCUGGAGUAA